AUGGUCAAUAACAUCAGCUACGCAGAUGACAUGGUACUGCUGGCCCCAUCUGUCAGCGCCCUCAACAAACUGCUGCGCAUAUGUGAGAGGUACGCGGAGGCCCAUGGUCUGAGGUACAAUGUCACAAAAAGCGAACUGCUCCUGUUCAAGGCGGGUAUCAAAACAUACUCAGUUCCACAGGUAAAGCUGAAUGGCGAUCCUUUGAAGCAAGUCACGCGUUUUAAAUACCUCGGACACUGGGUCUCAGAGUCCAUGAGUGAUGACCUGGACAUAGAACGGGAGCGUAGGGCCCUGGCGGUCAGAUGCAAUAUGGUGGCUCGCAGGUUUGCAAGGUGUUCUAAGAAUGUUAAAGUGACGCUCUUUAAAGCAUAUUGUCAGACCUUUUACACCUGCAGCCUGUGGGUUAACUACACGCAGAAGGCGCUCAGGGCCCUUAGAGUCCAGUACAACAAUGGUUUUAGGAUGCUGUUGGGGUUGCCGCGAUUUUGUAGUGCAUCGCAGAUGUUUACUGAUGCUCACACGGACAGCUUUGCCGCUAUUUUGCGCAGUGAAGAGGUUGAGUGGCAGCCCAAACAGCAUACUAAACACCAUUGCAGAUAG
This is a messenger RNA of Cydia splendana, 600 nucleotides long. RefSeq lists its product as uncharacterized. Bases 1 to 600 code for a protein of 199 amino acids. The transcript has a single exon. The record is from RefSeq and is a predicted model, not a curated record. NCBI's taxonomy places the organism in Eukaryota, Metazoa, Arthropoda, Insecta, Lepidoptera, Tortricidae.